Molecule: messenger RNA, 4214 nt
Organism: Centrocercus urophasianus (Greater sage-grouse)
Lineage: Eukaryota; Metazoa; Chordata; Aves; Galliformes; Phasianidae
Gene: ZNHIT3
Product: zinc finger HIT-type containing 3
Exons: 5
Coding region: 5-463 (152 amino acids)
Biological process (GO): maturation of LSU-rRNA from tricistronic rRNA transcript (SSU-rRNA, 5.8S rRNA, LSU-rRNA); box C/D snoRNP assembly; snoRNA localization
Cellular component (GO): nucleus; pre-snoRNP complex
Molecular function (GO): protein binding
Source: RefSeq, a predicted model, not a curated record
GGCCAUGCGGGCGGUUCGGCCGUGCGCGGUGUGCGGGGCGGACGGCGCCGCCAAAUACCGCUGUCCGCGCUGCGCUGCCGCAUACUGCUCCGUGCCGUGCUGCAAGGCGCACAGAGAGCAAUGCGCGCCGCAGAGGGAACCGCCGGCGGAGGAACGGGCGGCGCAGCGCGGCUCUCCUGCGGACGGCGCGUGGUCUGUGGCCGACAUACUGACAGAGGAGGACGAGCAGGACCGCGUCCCGCUGCAGAAACUCCGGCUGCUGGGAGAAUCAGAAGAACUGAGAGGUUUGCUGCUGAACCCACACCUCAGGCAGCUGCUGCUGACCAUUGACCAAGCAGAAGACAAAAGCUCUCUCAUGAAAAAAUACAUGCAGGAGCCACUCUUUGUGGAGUUUGCAGAUUGCUGCUUGAGGAUUGUGGAACCCCCAGAGAAGGAGAACAUUAUUCCUGAUUCACAAGGCUGAGAUUCAUCCACUGGAUUACAGAAUUGAAUGUUCCCAAGAUGGAGAAGGCCUGACAAUACCUGCAAGAUAAUCAAGCACGGGGUUUUCUAAAACAGAGCUCCAAGGCAUUGUCCUCUUGGCCUGGCCACAUCAACAGGGCAAAUCAAAACAUUUCUGUACAAAACAAACAAAAAAAAACAACACAAAGGAAGAAGAUUCCAAGUUUCUACAAUAAUUCCUCGUGCAGCAUUACUGAAAGAAAUCUACAGUUCACAGCUGCAGGCUUUUGGUUAAAAACUAAUAUUUGGUUAUGCAACCUAAUGUGUAGCUGCAGCCAUUCCAGGCAGCAUUGCCAAACAACCCAUGGACAUCUGGACACGUCUACAGAAGCAGAUGUACAUCAAUCCCAAUGCUAAAAAGACAUUAUAAGCAUUGUCAUGAGCUUUGUGGUGACCAUGCAUUAUACCUGACCUUGAAAAUAUUGUUCUGAGUGGAGUGGUCAAUGCCCAAGUGAAACAUUGCAUCUCUGGUCACCUCGAAGCAGUCCUCUGAAAAGCCAAACAGGUGUUACUCAGUAAGAAAGCCAUGCACACAGAGGCAUGCAGAACAAUCUCUUCCACGUCCAGUUCAGCUGGAAUUGUCAGAAGAGAUCGAGGAAACCAGCUGUUAUUUUGGUAAAUCCCAAACCAGAGUUGGAGAAUCAAAUCACAGAUUUGCUGCUGACUCUGGGGCUGUGAAGAUGGGCAGCAGGCUGCUGAAGUGCAUCCAAAGACAAGGUGGUUUUAAACGUAACCACAGAGCAAUGCAAAUUUGCUGGGCCAGAAACUGCAGUUUCAAGUCAGGUGAAAACUAUUAGCAGUGCAAACUGAAACUUAAAACUGAAUCACAUUAAUGCAGAUGGCUUUGCAAAAUCUGCUGUGGUCAGGCCAGGAGAGUGCUGGAUGACUAACCUGGGUCACAGGACUUAGUGAGACAGAUGCAUUUUUACCUGCCUUCCCUCAGUGUCACAUCUGUUAUUGAUGGACAGUUUGUGAAACUAAUCUUUACCCUCUAAGUUUCUUUCAGAAUUUGGCAGCCAGCGGUAGUCAGCCCCUUCUGGAAGGUUCCAUGCCAGUCUCUCCUCUGCAGUGGCACCUUUUGUGAUCUGAAGACAAAAUAAAGUAAUGAACAGACUCUGCCCUGGGUGUUCACAUCUUGUAGAUGGGGAAUAAUAAUUGACUGGGAGUACAGAUUAAUUUGGAAGCAUGGCAGACAGAUGAACUGUUAAAUACUGGAAGUUACAACUGUGCUAAAUCUGGUGAUUUCACACUCAGUGUUUCUCAGAAACAUUUAGCAAAACUAACUGAACACAAACCUGAUAAAAUAUAUGAAAGUUUCUUUCAUUGGGGGCCUGAUAGGCAACUCUUGUCUUCUCCAAAAGGAAAGUCUGAAUGGAAGCACUACUCAGAUGGUGAAACCUAGAGGGAAUAAAUAGGCAAAAGAGCAGAUUUUAACAAAAUGCCCCUCAUCAAAUUUAGAGGGAGACCACAGACAAGCUAUCUAAACAGUAGUUAUUACCUGUCCAAGUGAAGCUGAAUAUAUUUCCCAAAACGGCUGCUGUUGUUAUUCCGCAGCGUACAUGCAUUUCCUGUGAAAUUACCACAGACAUACAUCAUCAUCAGUGGUUUUACUCUGUUUUACUCUUCCAUGUAGGACAUACAGACAUUAAAAGUUGAUUUGUAUACAGUUCCACUAUUUGAAGAUUUUGUCUUUUAAGGAGAGGAAGCAAGAGGUAGCUUAAAUUUGUACAUUAAAAAAGAAAAUUCCCACCGUGGCCACUACUUGUCCAUGCUGUUAAGAAAGCUGCUUUUACCAAAUGCUUCCAUGAUAGGGUUGGAAUCCAACACUCUCUUCUCUAUCCGUUCCACAGCUUCAUUGCCUUUUGGGGAGGUAACAGAAGCAGCAACAGAAGCAUAAAAUUUCAUAAGGCAGCGAGAUGUCCAGGUCUGCAAGAGAAAACAGGCCUUUGUCCUUACCAUGUUAUGUCAGUUAGUGAAACAGUGCUGGCUUCUGAGAACACAGUAUGCAUCUGGUGACAAUGGAGAGCAAUGGUGUCAGGUUUAUAGCUCCAGCUCAGCCAAAACUUUUUGUGCAUCAGCUGAUGCGCAACAGAUACACAUGUAAAUCCUACUGGAAUCAAAGUGCUUUGCUGAAUGGCAGCUUUACCAAGAUGUAACCAUCUGGAAGCUUAGCUGGAAGUAAUAGCUAGUGUCUUAAGAUGAAUUGAAUAUAAACAGACUUUGAGUCACUAACACUCAGCAAACCAUGUUCUCAGUCUUAAAAAUAUUCUCAAGUGUUUUGCUGAAUAGGAAUGGAUAUUACAGAGGGAGCUAGGACAGGGUCUGACCUCUCCUGCCUCUUAAGGGUUUGCUGAGACAUGACCUUCCUAACUGACUAAGCUGAGACUUCAACUCAGGUGCAACUCCUACUGAAGGAUUCAAAUCCAGCCCUUCCACAAGUGGCAGAUGUCACCUAGAAAGCAGUUACUGUGAGUCUACUUGACUGUGGCGACCAUUUAAUGCUUUAUGCAUAUGUCAGGAGAGUCUUGCUAGAGCAGGCUGGCUACGUGCUCCGUCUUCUUUGCUCACUGAAGUAUUCUGCACUACAAAUCACUACCAAAUCUCAAACAAUAAAAGCAAUGUCAGGUCAACAGAAAACAAUCUCCUUACCUUCCCAGCACCACUUUCUCCACUAACAAUGAUAGUCUGGUUUAUGGGGUCUAUCUGGCUUUGAACAUUUCUGUAGGUUUCUUCGGCCACUGCAAAGAUGUGAGGUUUUAAAUCCUGGCAGCAAAGCAGAAUAUUCAUGUUUAAGAGAACAGUAAUUACAUAGUUCUACAGCAAUGGACAGCAAGGAUUUCUUGCAUUUGUCUGAAAGUAGAACUCAUAUUUCAGUAGAAAUGGGCUUCAUCAUUCAGAAUUAUUUUGCUCACACAGAGAUUUUGAAGAGCCUGAAAUCUGGGUCCUGCAGGAGGACAGGGAUUUCAAAUACAAGGAUUACCUGGGGGCGAACAGCAACGUGGUACUCUCUCAUAAGCUCAGGUGAAUAGAGGCAGGAGAUGGGUUGAAAUGGAUUUAAAGCCACCAGGCUGCAGCCAGCAUUUGUAUAAAAUAAGUUUGCUGUGUAUCUUGCUUGAAGACAUUUCAGAACUGAAAGAUACACCUCCUAUUAGCGUAUUUUGAAAAAUGUAUUUGACUCUUCCUGUUUGUAACAAAAAUCUUCAGAUAUGUUAUCUGUUAUGAUUAACAGAGAAUGAGAAGGUGAGCAGGAGAAACCUAUAGAUCUAAUAUACAUAAUUAUGCCUUUAAAAGUUGCCCUUGUUCUUAAGAAGCUUAAGUACUUUGACUCCACAAUUCAUUAAAUCGCAUGCUUUUAUGAGCUUGUACACAGCACAUCCUAGAAAGCAAAGCUGUACAUUUGCAGAGCAGAGCCAGUCAUUCCCCAUCUGCACAAGAAAGAUGCCUUAGCUUGUCUCAGCAGGGCCAUCUUUAAAAGCCAAGUGAGGAAUUCACUUUUCCAAACCAAUUUUAUGGACAUAUGUUGAAUCUACAUCGGAACCUUAUUUCCUGAUACGUUCAUAUGAAACUGAACUGCAAUCACAAGGUCAUGCAGGAGCAAUCCGGUGCCAUAAACUCUCAACCAAACACUGGCUACCUAAACCAACAGUACAAAUGUGAGUUUGGCAUGCAAAGCUUGCUGAGAGAUCAGUAUGGCUAAAUCUGCAAUAAAAGCG